AUGCAUCGGUCUGACCUGUUACGGUAUAAGAAGGUGACUUUGGUGGCCCUCAGUCACAACCAUAUAACAAAUAUUGAAACUGGCGCAUUUGCAUAUCUAUCCAAUUUACAACAUUUAUUUCUGUCCAAUAACCAGUUAACCACCAUCCAUGCUGGUAUGUUUUCAAAUAUGCCGCAGCUAAAAGAGUUGAUAACCGCCAUCCAUUCUGAUUCAUUUGCAAAUCUGACCCAGCUGCAAACGUUGACCCUGAACAACAACCAAAUAGCUUAUAUCCCUUCUGGUACAUUUGAAAACCUGUCCCAGCUAAAAGAGCUGUGCCUAGAAAACAACCUGAUAACUACCAUACAUCCUUGGUUACGAGUUUGA
Molecule: messenger RNA, 366 nt
Organism: Branchiostoma belcheri (Belcher's lancelet)
Lineage: Eukaryota; Metazoa; Chordata; Leptocardii; Amphioxiformes; Branchiostomatidae
Product: carboxypeptidase N subunit 2-like
Exons: 4
Coding region: 1-366 (121 amino acids)
Molecular function (GO): protein binding
Source: RefSeq, a predicted model, not a curated record